Messenger RNA from Toxorhynchites rutilus septentrionalis, 2195 nucleotides. RefSeq lists its product as uncharacterized. The record is from RefSeq and is a predicted model, not a curated record. The transcript is spliced from 4 exons. Lineage: Eukaryota; Metazoa; Arthropoda; Insecta; Diptera; Culicidae. Bases 550 to 1569 code for a protein of 339 amino acids.
GCGAAGCUUUCUGUGCAAAACAGUUCUGUGCCAUCGCCAGCGAAGGAAAGGUGUUCUAGGCCCUCUACUCCUCAGCUCGCUUCUCCCGAAGCAUUGUGUGCGGCUGUUCGGACGCGGAGAAUCCCGGGAAGGAAUUAAUUCCAGCCGGGUAAUCAAAGUGCAGCCACUUGUGCAUAGACAUCGAAACGGAGCGCAACUACCCGCCAAUUCGAUCGCGCCGCUGCAAUGGAGGGGUGUUUCAGUCCGAUAAACGACCAAAUUAGUUUCGCGAACACUCCCUAUUAAAGAUCUCUGGGAACAAAAAGGGGAAAGAACAUAUCAGAACAUAUCGUGUGGCAGUUGUGUUCCAUGCGGAUCCGGUUCGGUUGAUCUUUGCUUUAUUCGCGCCAGUUGCCUCCUGUCUGUCGAUUGGUUUUCGAGCGGUUAGUCAGUGAUCAGGACAAGAGAAAUAUACAAAAGCAAACAAUUCACAGUGAUAUCAGAGAAAAAAAGCAGAUUUCUAAAUUUGGUGAAUUGUUGUUAAUCCGAAAAACAAGUGCAAGAGAGACGAUGUCGUCUGUUAUGGAGAUGAGCAAGAUGCCGACCGAGAGCAGCCGGUCCAAGAUGUUCCUGCGGAGCAACUCGUUCCAGAAGUUGUGCUCACUGGCGCAUCCCAUGCGGCUGAAAGGUUUCAAAUCAAACAAAGAAGCUUUACGGUCAGUCUUCGAAGCGCUCGUUGUCACGACACGUGGUGUCAUCCAGACAGUCACGUACCGCGUUCUGUGUGUCCUGUUUCUGACGCCAUUUACCCGACUGGUGAGCCGUCCACUGAGCCUCGUUUCCGGUGAGGAUGGCAAAAUCAACACUGUUAGGUUGUUCCUCAAGCUGACAUUGUCUGCGAUCAUAACCACCGAUAGGGCUGCUAAGGUGAUUUUCAAUGAUGGCAGCAGCAAGGAUCCGCUGGUGGACGAUGAGACCUUUGAGGAACCGAGCAAACCCGCGGACGCCGCUGUCCAAACAGAAACCACUGUGGACAAACCGGAUGUUCCGUUGGAGGAGUUCUUCGCCUGCAAUGAUAUCAGUUCGUCAUCGACACAGGAACGUGGUCGCAGAUUUCACGAUUCUUGGCCCCACUCCACAACAACAGCUCAGGAGGAUGCAGCCAAACAGAGUAGUGUUUCGUUCUAUCUGAUGGUCCACGGCUGUGUGCUGUUUUGUUUUGGCCAGCUAUCAGCGCUCGUUUAUUUGCUCACAAUGGCACCGCGGAUCCCUCCGGGGCUGAUAUUUCUUAUUUUGGCAUUCGGCUGUAUCGGAUAUGUUAUGACGAGGAUAUUCCUCUUCGAAGUAACCGCGAAGAAGAAGACCAAUCCAGCUAAACCAAGCUCCCGACCACUGGUGAAAAGGAAGUCCACUGGGAUCCAUCUCGUGCUGCAGGCAGCGAACAAACAGUUGGCCUCCCUGAUGCGGGGCAGUCAAUUUGACACAAUCAAUAACCAAGGUUCGCCAAGUAUGAAUCAAUCCGGGGCCAGGUGGAAUCGGAUGCUGCUCUGCGAUGACAAUAAAACUAUUAGUAAAAUGAAAAUUCUCUAAUAGAAUAAAAGAAAAAAAAAACAGGGAGAUGUCUCCAUAAGGCAGGGCUUCCGGGAGAUGCUUCCACUAUGCCAAACAGCCAGCCGAGGCUGAACCACACCUAUCAUAAUAACAUUGUGGCCCAGCAUGGAACCAAUAUCCGUGCCCCGAGUGCCACCGCAAACAAAUGGCCUUUUGGCCAUCAGUCGAAAAAUUGUCAUGUAGAAAAAUAACAUCAUAAAUCGAUUUCCCACACACUGUGUUUGCUGAUUUCAAAUAAUACUAAUAAUAACAACGAGAGAGAAAAAAAAAGAAAUCAUUGAAAAACAAAAUCUCACCCCCGCAUAUGGAUGGAAGCGUAGCAUGUAGGAAAUAAAAAAAACGAUUGAACUUAUAUAUUCAGGAUGAGUGUAGGCUUGUCACCCCUCGAGUGUAGUGAUAAAUUGUCACCAAACCAGAGCAGCUGGUGGAAUGGCAGCUCGGAUGAGAAGGCUUAUUAGAUUGGUAGCAAAUUAAUGUUAUUGUACACAUUCCAUUCGGAAAUUUAUAACGGAUAGUGAGGAGGAGGCUUUAGGUAUACGAUUAUGUGACUUAUAUUCCAAUGUCGAACGUUGUGAUUUAAUAAAACCCAGUUAUUUAUAGCAUGA